This is a messenger RNA of Lytechinus variegatus (green sea urchin), 978 nucleotides long. Its product is annotated as retinol dehydrogenase 8-like. Gene Ontology annotation, molecular function: oxidoreductase activity. The coding region runs from base 46 to 909 and encodes 287 amino acids. The transcript has 4 exons. The record is from RefSeq and is a predicted model, not a curated record. NCBI's taxonomy places the organism in Eukaryota, Metazoa, Echinodermata, Echinoidea, Temnopleuroida, Toxopneustidae.
AGUAAACAUGGCCAAGAGUAUUAUAGUCUAGCUGUUAAAAUCAACAUGGCGCCUCAAAUCGUGCUCAUAACUGGUUGCUCUUCCGGAAUUGGGCUCGCGAUGGUUCAACGUCUCACCCGAGACCCCGACCACCGAUUCAUCAUCAUUGCCACCGUGAUCGCGAUGUCGGAGAAGAACGAUCUCGAGGCAGCUGUCAAGGAUUACAUCGACAAGGUAGUUUUCAUCAAGGAGAUGGACGUCACGAAAGACGGAGAUAUUACUACUGUAGUGGAGAGCGUCAUCAACGAUCACGGUCAGAUCGAUAUAUUGCUUAACAUAGCUGGACUUUCUGUCGUCGGCAUUCCCGAAAACAUCUCUCGGGAACAGGUUGAUCAGAUCUUCAGUGUGAAUGUUAUCGGGACUAUACGACUUACCCAGGCCGUCCUGCCUCACAUGAAGGAGAAGCAAUCGGGGAAGAUCAUCACAUUCUCCAGUGUAGCAGGAAGGAUUGGUUUUGCAUACCUUGAACUGUACUGUGCAUCGAAGUUUGCUGUGGAAGGUUUCUUCGAGUCUUUGGCUGCUGGCAUCCGUGCCUUUAACAUCAGAGUUUGUCUGGUGGAGCCUGGGCCGGUGAAGACAGGUCUUUGGGAUUUCACGGCUAAACAAUACACGUCACACUCCAACGACGAUACGAUCCACGCAAUCGACAGACGCCAGCUCCAGAACAAAGUUCCACGAGUAAGUGUGGAACCGGUCUUUGAAAUUGACGACGUUGUCAACAGGGUAAUGUCGAACUGUAUCAACGCUGACGAACCGGCUCUUCGGCUCCUGAUUGCAGACACCCCGACAGACACCAACUUGGCCCAAAUCGCUUCGGAUUUAACAGGAGAAGCUGGACUUCAAGAAUUUGGUCUUAAAGAACUCUCCUAAAUUGAAUGAAUAAAACGGAAAUGCUAUAUGUGGAGCGUUGUGGCCCAGUGGAUUAGUCUUCUGACUUUG